GAACACUCCUUUCGCCCUGGACUGCGUCGCGGGCGAGUUCGUGCAGCACUCCUGCGCCCGGGCGAACACGCUGGAGGUGCCAGAGCCGCCGGUGCCCGCGGUGGUCACCUCGGGGUGCGCCAAAGUGGGGUACCGCUGGGAUCCCAACUUCAUGGCCAGGACCGUGGAGGCGAGCGCCGAGGCAUGCCAGGCCAGAUGCGAGAAGAUCUCGGACUGCUCCUUCUGGUCCUUCUGGCCGGACAAGGGGUGCCAGCUGCAGCCGAAGACGGCCAAGCUGAGGCUAGCCGAGAUCUACCGCGUGAUCUCUGGGCCGUCGUGGUGCCAGACCACUGGAGGAGGCAACGACACCGGCUCGCCCGAGCACGGCUGGCUGACCGAGGAGGGCCAGCAGGCCUUGGCUGCGGGCACAGUCAACGGCUCGAAGGGGAAGACCUGGGGCAAGAACGUGCUCGAGAAGGCUCUGCUCCUCGAGAUUACCCGGGGCAUCUCAACCGCCCUCGCCGUGCGGUCUUCGGCGGUCCCCUGUCCAGACUGCACCUGCAAUUGCGCGCCUGCGCUUGCCUGCUCAGAGGGCGCGCUCCCGCGGGAGUUCGGGCAGGAGACGGGCUGGGAGUGGCCCGGGCCCUGGGCCUGCUUCUCCUUGAUCGGCCUCGGCGCGGUUGCCGGGGCCUCGGCGGUGCUGCUGGCACAGCGCUGGCUGGCGCCUGCCCCCGCAGCGGCGCCGGCACGGGCAGCGGGCCCGGCCGAGCUCGCGGACCCCUCGUCCGCCCGAGCGGACUUGCUGCAGGAGGCGCGCGCGCAGCCUGA
Prorocentrum cordatum is the source of this 807-nucleotide messenger RNA. The record is from the annotation of a GenBank genome assembly. NCBI's taxonomy places the organism in Eukaryota, Dinophyceae, Prorocentrales, Prorocentraceae.